Messenger RNA from Wyeomyia smithii (pitcher-plant mosquito), 887 nucleotides. Its product is annotated as SREBP regulating gene protein. Lineage: Eukaryota; Metazoa; Arthropoda; Insecta; Diptera; Culicidae. The coding region runs from base 141 to 815 and encodes 224 amino acids. Gene Ontology annotation, biological process: positive regulation of SREBP signaling pathway. The transcript has 3 exons. The record is from RefSeq and is a predicted model, not a curated record.
GUCCACGUCAUUUUCAAGUAAACAGUAAUUUACAUUUUCAAUUCGGUUGUGUGUUAUGAGUUUAUCUACUUAGUAUUAGUGUUGUAUUUUACAAAAAAAAAUUACAAAUUAUAAUUCGAAGUGGAACGUUGUCGCUGGCAAUGUGGUAUGCCGUUAUCUCCCGGUUCCUUCGUCGUAGAUUAGUAUUGGCGAUUAUCUUUUGUCUUUCCCUGACAUAUUGUAUGGUUCGUUUAAUAGGAAGCAACGUAUCUUUAAACCUGGAUAGUGACCUAUUUCAACCUGUUUUGCAGAGGGAAAAACCGAUUAUAUGGAAUAAACUGUCAGUCGAAGAUAGAAACAGAUCAAAUGACCUUUCAGUAUCAUGUCGAAACUCUAUACAGGGUAAAGCUCUUAUCGUCGAUGAUAGAGGUUACGUCUGUAUGAGAUCCGAACUUUUAUGGACCGGGUGCUGUAACGUAGAGGUAGAAAGCAGUAAAUUAUUUUAUUGUGAUACCUGCCAAAAUAGUAAUUGCUGUGCAAUUUAUGAACAUUGUGUUUCCUGUUGUAUGCACCCAAGUAAGAAAUCGCUCCUAGAACGUGUACUCUCAAAAGCUACUGGACGACAAAUUGCAGUUUACUCUACUGUCAACGACCAGUACGAACUCUGCCUCACCAAAUGUCGGACGAAUUCGCAUUCCGUUCAAAAUGAGAACAAAUAUCGUGACCCAAAAUUAAAACAUUGCUACGGAGAAACCGAAGAACAGCUUGUGAUACCAAACAAUAAGAAUAGAGACAACGCAGUACUUGAUAACAAUUCUUUAGUAAAUAGUGCCUAGAUUAAUGAUUCUUUUAUAGAAAUGUUACGUACCGCUUUUUUGUGAAAAAAGUUUACUAGUACGAUAAAAACA